Messenger RNA from Dimorphilus gyrociliatus, 1086 nucleotides. NCBI's taxonomy places the organism in Eukaryota, Metazoa, Annelida, Polychaeta, Dinophilidae. The record is from the annotation of a GenBank genome assembly.
AUAUCCGAAUGUAAACAGCGUGUCUUAAGAGAAAAUAACGAUGCAUUUAUAAUUUCAAGAUAUACUAUAGCUCCGAAACCAUUAGAAUAAAUUUUAAGAAUGAAUGUUGACUCUUCAAAACUGUGUGAAUCCUCAAACUCAUGUAACGAUGACAUAUGUAGGGAUUAUCUUCGAAAUGUGUGUAGAAGAGGUUCGAAAUGCAAAUUUCGACAUUUGAAUGGAAUAGACAAUGAAGCAGGGAAAAUGGACGGAAGAGAAGUGCAAUUUUGUCAUGAUUUUCAGAAUAUAGGAAUCUGUCGAAGAAGCUCGUGUAGGUUUUUGCACUGUUCGAGAGAAGAGGAGGAAAAAUUUAAGAUUACAGGGAAAUUGCCUGCACACAUCAACUCUCCCCCCGGCUCUCCUCCAAUUUGCAAAGAUUAUCUAAAGGGAGAGUGUCAUAGAGCAUCCAGAUGUAAAUUCCGUCAUUUAACAGUCAAUGAAUAUGAAUCAGAAAUAAAUAAAAAUCAGUCUUUGAUUGCCUUGGACUUUUUAGAAGAUGAUUUGCAAGCAGCAAAGAGACGUCGACUCGAAGUAGAUGCCGAGUGGCGAGCAAGCUUAGAAGAAGAAAAUAUGCUUUUGCGUCGUAGAGUAUCAGAAUUAAAAAAACAAGUGUCAGAUUUAACGGCCGUGAAUGAUCUUCUGCUGGAUCAAAAUGCUCGCUAUAGAACUGCUCAAGCUGGUUUGGCAAAUACCAUGAAAGCUCAACCACCAACCGUACAAACUUGCAUACAGACUGUAGUAUCUCCAACGAGGGCCCUAGCUCCACCUGUUGUUAGUGUAAGUCAAGUAUUGACCCCAACAGUUACUCCAGCUCCUGCCAUCCUAAGAGCUGCAGCUGCUCAGCCAACGCUUGUUCAAACAGCGCCUCCAGCAGCACCACCUCCUUUAAGUCACGCAACAGUUUUACCACCAAGGCCUCCUCUUGAAGCGCCACCUCCUGCUAUAGCAGGACCACCUGGACCCUCUAUAAGCACAUCUUUGAGUACACCAUUACUAUCAUAUCCUAUCAUGUCGCAUAGUGUUGUUCCUAAUUCCAACUUGGGUUAA